UCGUCGUUUCUCUCUCCUCCCUGCCUCGAAGUUCAGAGAUUAUCCAGACUAUGAACUCUGAACGUCGUCGUUUCUCUCUCCUCCAUACCUCGAAUUUCCGAGUCCGAAGGUGCCGAAAUUCGGUGAGGGGAGAAACGAACACAGAGACACCUCUCUCUCUCUCCUCCAUAGAUGGCGUUCAUAACCAAUUCUAGAAAUCGUGUUUCGUCAUCCUGUACCUACCGACCCUUGUUCAAGUUUAAAUGUGACUCUCGCUGCCCGCCUCAGCUUCAUUCUGGUUUCAGGUUCUUUUUCUUUCAACAACAAUAUCACGAGGGUGGCAGCGAUGAGCCAAAAUCUUCAAGAAAAACUAAAAGAGCGAGGUCUAUGGCACUUCUCAUAGACUCAAAGCCAUGGUCAGAUAAGCUUGAAUCUUCUCUUUCUUCACUCUCUCCCUCUCUCUCUAAGAACUCUGUUUUCCAAACUCUUCAGCUUAUCGGAAUACCCGCUAGAGCCCUACAGUUCUUCGACUGGGUACAGAAGAGGGGCUUUGCUCAUGACGAACAAUCCUUCUUCUUGAUGCUUGAGAUAUUGGGUCGAGCUCGAAACCUCAAUGCGGCUCGUAAUUUCUUGUUCUCUAUAGAGAAGAGGUCAAAUGGGUCUGUCAAGCUGGAGGACCGAUUCUUUAACAGCUUAAUCAGGAGUUAUGGUAAUGCUGGGUUGUUUCAAGAAUCUAUUAAGCUUUUCGAGUCCAUGAGAAGCAUGGGUAUUUCGUCUUCCGUUGUUACCUUCAAUAGUGUUUUGUCGAUUUUGCUUAAACGGGGACGGACUAAUAUGGCACAGAGUCUGUUUGGCGAAAUGCUUAGAACAUAUGGUGUUACACCUGAUGUUUAUACGUUCAAUAUUUUGAUAAGAGGGUUUUGUAAGAACUCAAUGUUGGAUGAGGGGUUUAGGUUUUUUAAGGAAAUGGAGCAAUUUAAAUGUGAACCUGAUGUUAUUACUUAUAAUACAAUUAUUGAUGGCUUGUGUCGAUCCGGGAAAGUAAGGAUUGCACACAAUGUGGUGAAGGGUAUGAAUAAGAAAAGGGAAGAUUUACAUCCUAAUGUUGUUACUUAUACCACUUUGGUUAGAGGAUAUUGUGUGAGGCAAGAGAUUGAGGAGGCUAUGGUUGUUUUUGAAGAAAUAAUCAGUCGAGGUCUGAAACCGAAUCAAAUUACUUGCAAUACUUUGAUUAAGGGGCUUUGUGAAGCCAAGAAAUAUGACAAGAUAAAAGAAAUCUUGGAGAAAAUGAUGCAAGUUGGAGGUUUUAAACCCGAUACUUGUACUUUCAAUACAUUAAUGAAUGCGCAUUGCAAAGCAGGGAACUCAGAAGAAGCUUUAAAAGUUUUCCACAAGAUGUCAGCUUUGCAAGUGCAACCAGAUUCAGCUACAUACAAUGUCUUAAUUCGCAGCUUGUGUCAACAAGGAGAUUUUGAAAGGGGAGAGAAGUUGUUUGACGAAGUAUCAGAGAAGGAGAUCUUGUUAAGCAAUGUUGGGUGCAGACCUCUUGUUGCAGCAUAUAACCCCAUGUUUGAGUAUCUAUGUGCAAAUGGGAAGACUGACAAAGCUGAGAGAGUGUUUAGACAGCUAAUGAAAAGGGGAAUACAAGACCGUUCUUCUUACAGAACUUUGAUCAUGGGGCAUUGUAAAGAAGGGACAUUUAAGAGUGGGUAUGAGCUUUUGGUCUUGAUGCUGCAGAGGGAUUUUGUGCCUGAGCUUGAGACAUACGUAUUAUUAAUUAAUGGUCUCUUAAAAACUGGUGAAGCUCUUCUUGCCUAUAAGGCUCUAGAAAAAAUGGUUAAGAGCUCCCACCUUCCUAGUACUGCUAUUUAUCAUUCUACACUCGAAGAACUUGUAAAGAAGAAAUGUGCCCAUGAAUCAGCCAGCUUGAUAAUGCUAAUGCUGGGCAAAAGAGUUAGACAAAACAUAACUCAUACAACAAGUGCUGUGAGAUUGAUUUUCUGUAGUGGAUUUCGGGAUAAAGCAUUUAUGAUUAUCCACUUGCUUUAUGAUAAUGGAUACGUAAUUGAAAUGGAAGAAUUGAUUGGUUUCUUUUGCAAACAAAGAAAGCUAAUAGAGGCACAUAAAUUAUUGCUCUUUUGCUUAGAGAAGCAUCAAAGAAUCGACAUUGACUUGUGCAACAUGGUUAUAGAAGGCAUUUGUGAAAGUAAUAGAUUGUCAGAAGCAUUUAGUUUGUAUUGUCAAUUGGUGGAAAGAGGAAAUCAUCAGCAGUUGAGGUCCUUAGAGAAAUUGAAAAUUGCCUUACAAGCUGCCAGAAGAUUGGAUGAAGCUGAAUUUGUGUCAAAGAGAAUGAUCAAAGAAUUAGCAAUCAGACAACAAACUCUCUCCAAUAACAAGCUACACCUUCUUUAUAUUCCACUACUUUGUAAAACUUUUUUCAUAAACAUAUAUUUGUAUCUUCUUGCUAAACACCCAAAUAUGUCAAAUUUUGAUAACAAUGGCACUAACAAAAUUCGUCUUCCUCGUUUAAAACGUGCUGUGACGCCCGGGAAGGCAACAGUUCUUGCAAUUGGCAAGGCAUUCCCAAGCCAACUCAUUCCUCAAGAAUGCUUGGUGGAGGGUUACAUCCGAGAUACAAAAUGUGAAGACGUGUCCAUCAAGGAGAAACUCGAGCGACUGUGUAAAACCACAACUGUGAAGACAAGAUACACGGUCAUGUCAAAAGAGAUCUUGGACAAAUACCCUGAGCUGGCCACUGAAGGGUCCCCAACAAUCAAACAGAGGCUGGAGAUAGCAAAUCCAGCCGUCCUGAAAAUGGCUGUGGAAGCAAGUGAUGCUUGUAUAAAGCAAUGGGGAAGGCCACCUACAGAUAUCACCCAUAUCAUCUACAUUUCUUCAAGUGAGAUACGUCUACCUGGUGGUGAUCUUUACCUUGCAAGUCAGCUUGGCCUAAAAAAUGAUGUUGGUAGGAUAAUGUUAUACUUCUUAGGCUGCUAUGGAGGUGUCACUGGCCUACGAGUGGGCAAAGAUAUUGCUGAGAAUAAUCCGGGAAGUCGUGUUUUACUUACAACUUCUGAAACUACCAUACUUGGUUUCCGCCCCCCGAAUAAGGAACGCCCUUAUGACCUUGUGGGGGCUGCACUUUUUGGUGAUGGAGCAGCUGCUGUAAUAAUUGGAACCGGCCCCUUAAUAGGAAAAGAGUCUCCUUUCAUGGAACUCAACUAUGCAGUUCAACAAUUCUUGCCAGGGACACAAAAUGUCAUCAAUGGUAACCUGUCUGAAGAUGGCAUAAACUUCAAGCUUGGAAGAGAUCUUCCCCAAAUAAUUGAAGAAAACAUCCAUGACUUCUGCAUCAAACUAAUGGAAAAAGCUUCUCUAAAAGACUUCAACGACCUAUUUUGGGCUGUCCAUCCCGGUGGACCCGCUAUUCUUAAUCGCCUACAAGCCACUCUCAAUUUAAAAACUGAAAAGCUAGAUUGUAGUAGGAGAGCUCUUAUGGACUAUGGAAAUGUAAGUAGCAACACUAUCAUCUAUGUCAUGGAUUAUAUGAGAGAGGAGUUGAAUUGGAAGGGAGGAGAAGAAUGGGGACUUGCCUUGGCAUUUGGGCCUGGAAUUACAUUUGAAGGCAUCCUUCUACGCAGCCUUUAGUGUCUGCCUUCAUUUCAGAACUUCACCUAUUAUUAUUCUACAUUGCUGCUACUUUUGGAACUAGUUCUUCAUACAUGAAAAAUCAAUUUAAAAAAAAGUUGUGUAUUUUUCACUCUACUGAAAAUUACAAUAUAAUUAAUAUCUUAGGUUCGCUUAUUGUGAAUUUGUACAGCUAGAAAAAUGAAAGGGUACGAGAA
Molecule: messenger RNA, 3824 nt
Organism: Carica papaya (papaya)
Lineage: Eukaryota; Viridiplantae; Streptophyta; Magnoliopsida; Brassicales; Caricaceae
Product: Tetratricopeptide repeat (TPR)-like superfamily protein
Biological process (GO): RNA processing; mitochondrion organization
Cellular component (GO): mitochondrion
Molecular function (GO): protein binding; mRNA binding
Source: RefSeq, a predicted model, not a curated record